CAUGAUUCUAAUUGCGGAAACCAAAAUCUAGAUGAGACGUGUGUUUCUGCACUCAUCUCUCCUUCGAUCAAGACGUCCAUCUCAUCAUAUUACCCUCCCUUUGCCUCUAAGAAUGUCUUCCUCUUAUGAUGGCCCAUGGACUGCACGCAAAGUGCGCGAAGAAUUCUUCAACUACUUCCGCUCCAAAGAACACACUUUUGUUCCAUCUUCUUCAACCGUACCCUACGAUGAUCCCACUCUCCUGUUCGCAAAUGCUGGGAUGAACCAGUACAAAUCCAUAUUCCUGGGUACUGUCGAUCCCAAUUCCGAGCGAGGCAAGCUGAAGCGUGCUUUCAACAGCCAAAAGUGCAUCCGCGCAGGUGGUAAGCAUAAUGACCUGGAGGACGUUGGGAAAGACUCCUACCACCACACAUUCUUCGAGAUGCUCGGAAAUUGGUCAUUUGGUGACUACUUCAAGAAAGAAGCUAUUGAAUUUUCAUGGGAUCUAUUAACUAACGUAUACGGGCUGCCCAAAGACCGAUUAUAUGUUACCUACUAUGCUGGAGACCCACAAAAUGGAAUACCCACCGACGAGGAAGCAAAACAACAUUGGCUAAGCCAGGGUAUCUCACCAGAUCACGUUAUCGCAUCAAAAGGAAAUUUCUGGGAGAUGGGCGCGACCGGACCAUGUGGGCCUUGUAGGUGCGUAUCUCCCAUUUCUUAUCUCCCUCCGUUGAUCUUCCUCAGUGAAAUACACUUCGACCGCAUUGGUGGACGUAAUGCUGCACACCUUGUCGAUGGUGACGACCCAAACGUCCUUGAGAUAUGGAACAACGUCUUCAUACAGUUCAACCGCGACGAUGACGGCUCACUUAAACCGCUCCCAAGCAGGCAUGUCGACACCGGCAUGGGUUUCGAACGACUUGUCUCAGUCCUCCAGAACAAGCUUUCAAACUACGACACUGAUGUGUUCUCCCCGAUCUUCACACGUAUACAGGAAUUAACUGGAGCAAGACCAUAUAGUGGGAAAUUUGGCAACGAUGACGUGGAUGGUAUUGAUACUGCAUACCGUGUCGUUGCUGAUCACGUACGCACGCUUUCGUUUGCGUUGAGUGAUGGUGGUGUGCCCAACAACGUUGGCCGUGGUUAUGUCCUUCGUCGGAUCCUUCGUCGUGGUUCACGCUAUGUCAGGAAGAAGCUUGGUGCACCCAUCGGCUCAUUUUUCUCCUCUUUGAUGCCCGUGGUUGUGGAGACCAUGGGUGAUGCCUUCCCUGAGCUUACAAAGAAGCAAGGCGACAUCAAAGAGAUCCUUGACGAAGAGGAAGAGUCCUUCUCACGUACCCUCGAUCGGGGCGAGAAGCUGUUUGACCAAUACGCGACACGUACGAAAGAUCUGGGGGUCAACGAGCUCAAUGGUGCAGACGUAUGGCGGCUGUAUGACACGUACGGAUUCCCCGUCGACCUCACACGGCUCAUGGCGGCGGAGCUUAGGCUUGGAAUCAAUGAAAAGGAGUUCGAGGAUGCCCAAGAACAUUCAAAGCUCGCGAGCAAGGGAUCAUUCAAAAAGGAUAAAGCGGAUCUUGUGAAACUUGAUGUCCACGAUCUCGCUGCAUUGGAGAAGAAUGAUGCGAUACCCAAAACAGACGAUUCGUUCAAAUUUCAACUCGGAAAUGUCACUGCUACAGUGAAGGGCAUUUACUAUCACAAGGAAUUCAUCUCAUCAUCAUCUGGUAUACCGGCGGAUGCAAACUUUGGUGUGCUCCUCGACCGCACAAGCUUCUACGCAGAAGCUGGUGGCCAGGAGUAUGACACUGGCAACAUCGUCAUCGACGGCACCACCGAUUUCGAGGUGACAAACGUUCAGGCAUACAAUGGCUACGUCCUCCACACUGGUUCUCUCAAAUACGGCCAACUCUCUGUUGAUGAUGAAGUCAUCUCCUCCUACGAUGAGCUCCGCCGCUGGCCACUGCGCAGCAACCACACCGCAACGCAUAUCCUCAAUUUCUGUCUCCGCGAGGUGCUCGGCGAUCACAUUGACCAGAAGGGCUCGCUUGUGGCACCGACAAAGCUCCGCUUCGACUUUUCGCAUAAAGCACAGAUAUCCCUUCCCGAACUUGCAAAGAUUGAGUCUAUGAGCAUUGACUGGAUCAGGAAGAAUGUAAAGGUAUAUGGCAAGGAUCUAGAUCUCAAGACUGCGCAUAAGAUAUCCGGGCUGCGCGCGGUCUUCGGCGAGGCAUACCCAGAUCCUGUGCGUGUUGUCGUGCUCGGGUACGAUGUAGAUGAGGUCGCGAAGGAUAUUGACAACCCGAAGUGGCGGAGCACGAGUGUUGAGUUUUGUGGUGGCACUCAUGUCGCGAAGACGGGUGAUAUCAAAGACUUUGUCAUCACUGAGGAGUCCGGGAUUGCGAAGGGAAUCCGGAGGAUAGUCGCUGUGACUGGCCAAGAGGCGCAUGAGGCGUCCCGUGUCGCCAAUUCUCUGAAGGUCCGCCUUGAGCAGCUCGAGUCGACGGAAGGCAAGGAAAAAGAUACCGGGCUCAAGGUUCUUAGUGUGGAACUUGGCCAGGCAGAUAUAUCGGUCCUUCUGAAAGCAGAGCUCAAAGACCGUCUAGCGACUCUUCGCAAGUCGCUUGACAAGCAAAUCAAAGAGAAGGAGAAUGCGAUAAACAAGGCGGCCGUGAACGCUCUGGUCACCUUCUUCGAGGAGAAGCCUGAUUCAGAGGUCUACUUUGCCAUUCUUGAGGUUGAUGGUAAUGCAAAGAUUUUGCAAAACGUCGUCAUGCAAGGCAAGAAGCUUGGUAAGACGGUCUACGUUUUCAGUGUCGACGCAGAGGGUGGCAAGGUCGCACAUGCAAACUAUGUUUCUGAGUCUGCACGGUCAAGAGGUCUCGAUGCUCGAACAUGGGCAUCCAAAGUAAGCGAUAUCCUCGGCGGAAAGGCUGGUGGGAAGGAGGAUGGUGCUCAAGGUGUUGGGGUCAACGUCGCCCAGGUUGAAGAGGCUCUGAAGGUCGCGCGGGUGACGUUUUCAAGCAAGUAUAACUAGCGAUUUCUCUAUGCAAUGAACACCCAGCUAUUUACGUCUAUCCUUGUUGUAAUUCAGACAAUGCAUUGUACAAUGGGCUCUGCUUCAAAAUAUUUUUUUAUGGUACA
This is a messenger RNA of Suillus plorans, 3126 nucleotides long. Its product is annotated as tRNA synthetases class II (A)-domain-containing protein. Gene Ontology annotation, molecular function: aminoacyl-tRNA deacylase activity; nucleic acid binding; amino acid binding. NCBI's taxonomy places the organism in Eukaryota, Fungi, Basidiomycota, Agaricomycetes, Boletales, Suillaceae. The coding region runs from base 32 to 3019 and encodes 995 amino acids. The record is from RefSeq and is a predicted model, not a curated record. Gene Ontology annotation, cellular component: cytoplasm; mitochondrion. Gene Ontology annotation, biological process: alanyl-tRNA aminoacylation; tRNA modification. The transcript has 10 exons.